Messenger RNA from Fusarium venenatum, 1596 nucleotides. RefSeq lists its product as uncharacterized. Gene Ontology annotation, biological process: regulation of DNA-templated transcription. Gene Ontology annotation, molecular function: zinc ion binding; DNA-binding transcription factor activity, RNA polymerase II-specific. Lineage: Eukaryota; Fungi; Ascomycota; Sordariomycetes; Hypocreales; Nectriaceae. The record is from RefSeq and is a predicted model, not a curated record.
AUGGUGGGUGUUCCUGGUAGAUCCAAGGGGUGCAUCACAUGUCGAAAACGUAAGAAGGGAUGUGAUAAGAAAAUGCCCUUUUGCGGUCAAUGCAUCGCCCUUAACAUCUCAUGCGGGGGCUACGAUAAGCAGUCUAUCUGGCUCAACAGCAAAGGGCCAGCACAAACAUCUUAUACCAAGUUGCCGCAAAGGGACAGCCUCGAUGUAAAACAUAUCUCGAAACCACCCGGUGCGUCUGUAAUACCGCUACAUGACUCACUCGCCAGGACAGCCAGAACUCAAAAGUUCACUGGACUUUUCUGGAUGGAUUAUCUGUCAGGAGGGAACGGUUUCUCUCUCAAGGCUUUAGGUACAACGAGCUUCCAGCGCAUGCGACUCUAUGAAGACUUGAGCCAAGUAGAGCCCGCUCUUCGAUAUAUCGCGAUGGCCCUGAGCACAGCUACUCUUGGGGCAAACAACAACGACAUGCAACUCACGCGAAAGAGUCAACAAGCAUAUGGUUUGGCUCUGCAGAAAAUGGCCAUUUCUUUACAGUCGUUCAGACCAGACAAGGACGGUAUGCUCGCGGCCGUUCAGUUGAUGCGAGUUUACGAACAAUUGUUUGGCAGGAAUUUCAUUGAAGAUCCUAGAAGGCCCACGAUUCAAGGCUUCAAAAAGCACAUCGAUGGCGAAACGGCACUCAUUCUAAGUCGGGGCCCCGGCGAUGUCUGGUCCUCGAUGGGACGCCAGCUGUUGGCUGAUGGUUGUCUCACUCUGAUCAAUGCCUGUGUGUCUCGAAGAACGAGGUCACCUUUCAGUCAACAACAGUGGAAGCGAAUGCCGCUGUGGCGCUCAGUGACAGACUCGCCACUCAACAAGCUCAUUGACAUCUUGGUAGAGGUCCCAGGUCUUCUGGAAGACUUGGACAUUCUUCGACAAGCUUCUCAUCCGAUCCAAUCAGAACUGGUCAAUAUACUCAAAGACACAUGCCGUGCAUGCGAGUUGGACCUCAUUUCUUGGGAGGCAGAAAUAGGCGAUGUUCUCAUGACUUACGACUACACAGUCGUGGGGAAAGCUUUACCUCUUCCCAAUAAUGACGACGAUCUGGCAGUUAUUUACUUGAGCUGUUAUUAUUGGAUGACUUGUCUAAUGAUAUACUCGACAAUUGGCUUUUGUGAGCUUGAAGACCCAACGUCCGUCACAAAACGCGAUCUCAUGGAUUGUCCAAGCCAGAGAAUCGCUACAUCUUAUGCCUACCGCAUCGCACACGCAAUUCACCUACUAUUCCAACCACCAGCUGGAGACUACAGCUCUGUGGCUGUCUUCUUCCCUCUUGGCAACGCGAUACGGUAUCUUAUCAUGACGGAGACAUAUGGUGGUCAGAGCAUGAUGAGCCACGAGAGAUUUUUACUCACGAAAGUAUUUGGAAGGCCAUUGCUAGGGAGUUUUGUUGGUCAGUUUUUGAAGAAUUUGCAAGCCGAUGAUGGUGUCGACUAUGGAUAUCCUGCAGAGAGAUUAAUAGGUAUGGUAGGUGUUGAGUAUAGAGCAAGAGUAUGGUGGUGUGGCAUGCAAAGAGCUGGUGUACCUGAGAUACCCUUGGAGGGGGCGUGUCUUUAA